Molecule: messenger RNA, 1423 nt
Organism: Apis laboriosa (Himalayan honeybee)
Lineage: Eukaryota; Metazoa; Arthropoda; Insecta; Hymenoptera; Apidae
Gene: OSCP1
Product: protein OSCP1
Exons: 4
Coding region: 265-1344 (359 amino acids)
Biological process (GO): transport
Cellular component (GO): plasma membrane; cytoplasm
Source: RefSeq, a predicted model, not a curated record
UUAAAAAUAUAACAUAUAUAAUUUCUUAAUUUACUGGUUAAAAAAAACAAGUAAACUUGAAAUGUAGUAUGCUUGCUUUUGAAAAAAUGAUCGUCUAUAUCUGUGAAAUAUAAAAUAUCGCGGAAUUUUAUUUAAAUACAUUACGUCGAAUAAUUUUAUGUACACUUUUGUUGCUAAGACAACGCUAUCGAUAGAUUAACCCAUACGUAUAUAAGAAUUAUAAAAGUACUUUGUUUCUAAAAGUAGAAGUUAAACAUUAAAAAAAUGUCAUCAUAUGCAACACCAAUACUUUAUUUAAAUAUGGGUGGCGAAAUGUUAUAUGUUUUGCGACAAAGAUUGAAAGCACAAAGAAUAAGUAUUGAUAAAACUAUACAAGUGUUAGAUGAUGUAACUGCAGCAUUGCUUAAUCCUAAAACAUUAUCUUCUAUAUUUGAGCAAAAAUCUUUGACCAAAGUAUCUUUUUUACGAUCUACUUUAGAAUCUGUUGUAUUAUCAUCAAUAAUGAAACUUGAUAAAAAUAGUAUGGAUAAACUAUUUGAUUUAAUGAUUAUGAUGGUUAAAUAUCAGUUAAUUGCAGCUACUGGUCCUGUAGAAGUUAUAUUAUUAACAUUAAAUCACAUAGAUGCAAUGCGUGAUAUGGUUAGCAAUUUAAAUGCUCAACAAUGUGUUGGAUUGGUACAUCAAAUGGUAACUGAUUUUUAUAGUACUCUAACUUUUGAAGAAGUUUGGAAUGCUAGGAAUGAUUGUAUAAAAGAAUUAGAAUAUUAUUGCGUAAAGAUAUCUAUUCUUCUUAGACUUGGAUUACAAAAUGAUGAUGGAAGUUUUAAUUCAAUGCAUCACAAAUAUGAUGAAAAAUAUGAAGAGAAUAAAACUAAUUUUUAUAAUAUUAAAUUAUGUGAUAUAAAUUUGGAAACAUACUGUAAUGGUUCUUUUAAUCUUUUUGGAGAACGCGGUACAAUACUUGGAAAAAAUAUGUAUUCAAUGUCAUAUAAUAUAUCGAAAUUAACUUCUGAACAAGAAAACCAAAAUUAUAUAAAAGACUGUGGUAUAAAAGCAGAACUUGGUAUGUUAGCUGUUCAACUAGGAACUGAAGAAACUUCAUAUAAACGACCCUUUACUUUGAAUUUGCUUUCAAAUGAAGAUAAUGAUAGUGCAAACAUAAAAGAAAAUUUUGAUUCUUUAAAAGAUAAUCACAAUAAUGCAAUUGUAAAAUUCGAAAAAACAAAACUCAAUGAAGAUUAUAAAACGAAACUUGAUAUUAUACGUGCAGAUCUUUUCGAAAAUGAUUGUGAAGAGAUAAAACAUAAUACAAAUUUGUUGGAAUUAUUAGAUAAAACGGAAUAAUUUUAAUCUACUUUUCAAUUACAUUGUAUAAUUAAUACAAUGCAUAUAAAUUUUUUUGAACUUUCUCUUUAUAUUUAUG